GAAGAAAUGGAUAAAAUAGAAACGAAACGAAAACUAUUAUUCAAAAUAAAAAAGAAAAACGUGCGCCGGGCAAAAACUAAACGAAAGCAAAAAGCACUGAAGAAAGAAUGUAAAAGGAAGCGAAACAAAAAGUUGAAACAUACCCAAUUCAGGUAUCAACGAAAAACCGAAGAGCUCUGUUCGGCUGUACAACUUGUGGAAAUUAAUGAUAUGGAUUGGAGCCCUGUGAAACAGCCCUCGAAUUUACCAGUGGAAAUCUCGGAGUGGCACAAACAAGAACAAAUCGCUUACUGGAAAUCCAAAGCUAUUAGUUUAGAAUUUGAGAAUAGGAUGUUGAAGCAACAUUUAAGGAACGUCUACGCACAAACUAUAAUUGAUAAUGCAAGUAUCGAGGAGGCGGUGGAACCUCCAGUGGAGAACGAGAAGAAGAAAAAUCACCGCAAAACACCUGUAGAAGAAGUCUUGCCGAAUUUACCAACACGCGAAUCGAAGUAUAGAUUAGAAGAAAUGAAGAAAAUAUAUGGUGAUAGGGCUGAAAAACUGAUUAGCAUGGAAACUGGAUUGCAAUUGAAUUUUGAAAGGCUUUCGGACGAGUCUAAGCCGGCUUUCUGGCCCACUUUACCCCUUAAAUUAUAAUUUUAUUCUCAUUUGAAUAGUCAUUAAAUUUGUAUUAAUUUUACUUUUUAUAUACCAAACUUUUGUUAAUAAAUAA
Phyllotreta striolata is the source of this 712-nucleotide messenger RNA. The record is from the annotation of a GenBank genome assembly. NCBI's taxonomy places the organism in Eukaryota, Metazoa, Arthropoda, Insecta, Coleoptera, Chrysomelidae.